Messenger RNA from Caenorhabditis remanei, 951 nucleotides. RefSeq lists its product as uncharacterized. Lineage: Eukaryota; Metazoa; Nematoda; Chromadorea; Rhabditida; Rhabditidae. The record is from RefSeq and is a predicted model, not a curated record. The transcript is spliced from 3 exons. Bases 1 to 951 code for a protein of 316 amino acids.
AUGACCAAAAAACUCUCCUAUCCCGGUCUCAAAUGCGUUCUCGAGUACUUGGAGGCAAAUCGACGUAUCUACAUCACCGCCCGUAGCCCCGCCCUCCAAAGAGUCGAAAAAUCAAUACCUAUUCAUCUAAAAUACCUAAUGAUUAGUAAUAAUAUUGAUUUGAACUAUAUCGAAAUGGGAGUGUAUUCUGAUACUGCAUUAUAUAAAAUCGAGUUCAAAGUGAGAGAAAAAUCUUUCCUUAGGCCAUAUCCAAUGCACCUGACAUGCGAGGAGGCAGCGGAGGAGAUGCAUGAGUACUACUUCGGAGGAAGACUGAAUAUUUACACAGAUUAUUUUUGGUUUUUCAAAAGAGAAGUGGAAAAUUUUCCAAAGUUUAACGUGACAACUAAUGAAAUGACAGUUUAUAAUUUUCUACUUAACGAUAUUCUCCAAUACAUCAAUCCUAAUAGUUUCCCCCUAAAAGAGCUGACAAUCGAUUGUAUUGAUGAUUUCAACCAUCCACAUAUUCGUUCUGCAAAGAAGCUUUGCGUUGAGAUAAGUGACGACCAAAGAAAUGAAUCAUCAACUAGAAUCCAUGCAAUUCAAAACAAAAAUGUAGAAUUAGAAUAUGAAGUUCUUGAAUGGACGGAUGUAAUGGGCAUCAUCAGGUAUUGGAUGGAAAAUGGAAAGGAAACGGGCACCACUAUUGUACGCAAAGACUAUCGCGGUGAUUCGAACGACAGGAUUGUGGCUAAACUGAGAAACGAGUUCAGGGAGAUUUUGAGUGAAUUAACCGGAGUUAAUGAUCAAUUCCCUAAUGGAACACCAGGUUUUUCCAUUCCACUAACAACAUCAUCGAAAAUUCUUGUAUAUGGACGGAGAAAUCCAGAAAGAAAUAAUAUCGAAGAGAUUGUCUUGAAAGUUGUGAGCAGUCAAGCGGACGGCAACACUAUGGAGAUAAAGAACCAAUAA